This is a messenger RNA of Ostertagia ostertagi, 1272 nucleotides long. The record is from the annotation of a GenBank genome assembly. Lineage: Eukaryota; Metazoa; Nematoda; Chromadorea; Rhabditida; Trichostrongylidae.
AUGCGUGGCAAGCAAUUCCACACAGGAAUUGAUGUGAAGGUCUGGGCAAUUGCAUGUUUUGCACAACAGCAACACGUCAAGGAGAACGAUCUGCGCAAUUUCACAGCACAGUUGCAACGUAUUUCAAAUGACGCUGGUAUGCCAAUCGUUGGUCAGCCAUGUUUUUGCAAGUACGCCAUGGGAGUCGAUCAGGUUGAACCAAUGUUCAAAUAUCUCAAACAGACCUUUUCUGGCAUACAACUGGUCGUUGUUAUUCUACCUGGAAAAACACCCGUAUAUGCCGAGGUCAAACGUGUAGGCGAUACUGUGCUUGGAAUUGCUACACAGUGUGUACAAGCUAAAAAUGUCAUCAAAACUACACCGCAAACACUGUCGAACCUGUGUUUGAAGAUGAACGUAAAGUUGGGAGGUGUGAACAGUAUUCUGCUUCCUGCUGUUCGUCCACGAAUUUUCAACGAGCCCGUGAUAUUCUUCGGUUGUGACAUUACACAUCCUCCUGCUGGAGAUUCACGUAAACCAUCUAUAGCGGCUGUUGUGGCUAGUAUGGAUGCGCAUCCGAGCAGGUACGCAGCCACGGUUAGAGUGCAGCAGCACCGUCAAGAAAUCAUCUCCGACUUAACGUACAUGGUUCGAGAGCUGCUUGUACAGUUCUAUCGUAAUACACGCUUUAAACCGACGCGCAUUGUUGUCUACAGAGAUGGCGUGUCGGAAGGCCAAUUCUUCAACGUUUUACAAUACGAGUUGCGUGCCAUGCGGGAAGCCUGUAUGAUGCUGGAGAGCGGUUAUCAGCCGGGAAUAACGUUCAUCGCAGUUCAAAAACGACACCACACGCGUCUAUUCGCUGUUGAUAAAAAGGAUCAAGUUGGCAAAGCUUUCAAUAUUCCUCCGGGUACAACUGUUGACGUCGGCAUUACUCAUCCUACAGAGUUUGAUUUUUACCUCUGCUCACAUGCGGGUAUCCAGGGAACGUCUCGCCCAUCGCAUUAUCAUGUGCUAUGGGAUGAUAAUGAACUUACUGCCGACGAACUUCAGCAACUCACGUAUCAGAUGUGUCACACAUAUGUGCGAUGUACACGUUCCGUCUCCAUACCAGCACCGGCAUAUUAUGCACAUCUAGUAGCUUUCCGAGCACGGUAUCACCUUGUGGACAGGGAACACGACUCAGGAGAAGGCAGUCAGCCAUCGGGCACCUCAGAAGACACUACACUUUCUAACAUGGCUAGAGCCGUACAGGUGCAUCCUGAUGCAAACAACGUGAUGUAUUUUGCAUAA